Messenger RNA from Teleopsis dalmanni, 3922 nucleotides. RefSeq names its product cilia- and flagella-associated protein 61-like. The coding region runs from base 26 to 3814 and encodes 1262 amino acids. The record is from RefSeq and is a predicted model, not a curated record. The transcript has 17 exons. NCBI's taxonomy places the organism in Eukaryota, Metazoa, Arthropoda, Insecta, Diptera, Diopsidae.
AAGGUGAUCAGAUUAUUAUACAAAAAUGCAAGCUGUUUCUGAUAAGCCUGGAUAUAAGCGAACUAGAUCUUAUUUCAUACGAAACGCUUUACGAAAAGACUUUGAAAAGUUACAUGUAUUCGCCAAUGUAAAGUUCAUUAGACAUAUUGGCUAUCCGAAACGUAAAAUUUCCAACAAAAUAGACUUCUUCAAUUUGAGUUCAACACAUUUUUUUUUGGUCACUGAGAGUGCGCACUCAGCUGUCACGGUUGGCUUUGCAGAAUUUUCAAAUCAUCCACCAAUUACAGCUUUACCAAAAGAAUGUUGGGAAGACUGGAUCACUACAAAUUUUUGUCUUGGUCUGGAAUUAUCACCUACUAAUUCCUUAUUUCUGAGUUCAUUUAUAUAUAAUCCAUCACAUAUACCGGAAAUGUUAUUGCAUGUACUGGAAGAGAUUUUUAUGCGGGAACUUAAACUGCGUUAUAUACUAAUACUACAAAUGCCUGAUAUGAUCUAUAUACGUCCUAACGAUAUACCAGAUCAUAGCUGGCUGGAACCAUUUUCAACUAUAUAUUAUCCAAUAGUUUUUGAUCCAAUAUGUAAAAAUGUUCAAUGUAUUCAUGUCAUUGAACGUGAAAGCAUCAUACGUGAUAUUACGUACAGAAGGGCAUUACCAGGUGAUAAUGAUGAUAUAAUUGAUAUGAUGGAUAUGUUUUGUCCACAAAUAAGAACCGAGCUGGGAGAUUUUUACAUCGCUGAGGAACUUCUACAUAAUGCAAAUUCUCAUAGCUCAUUAAUUGUUUGCGAGAUUAAACAUAAAACAAUUGGUUUUUUUUGGUUGAACGAUAAUGUGGACAUACUAAAAUUAGUGGAGAACUUUGAGCUUGAAAUUUUUGGGAACUUAGUGAAGUAUGAUCCAAAUCUACCAACUAUAGAAAUACAGACUCCAUUACGUGUAUAUGGAAAAGUUGCUAUAACAAAACUAUUUACUGUGGACUCAAUUAAAGAUAUGCUUCAAAAGACCGUUAUGAUGAAAUACUUCCCGAAACAUAAAUUUAGUAAAAUAAGUAUUUAUAAUAAAACCAUAGACGUGAUUUCUGAUAGAGGGCAAAUACAAGAUAUUAAGGAUGAAAGAUUAUACUUAUUUGACGAAUUGUUUAAAAAAUUUCGAAAAAUUGAUGACAAAACUCGUUCCAAUGAGUGGUACAUGGAAUCCUUUGAAGCACUUAUGGAAUUUUACUAUAACAUCCCAAACGAUUAUGAUGCUACAAAUUUAGCUCAAUAUAGACCAGAGGAAACAUCGAACGUCUUUGCUCUACAAUUAUUUAGUCUGGAGAAUGAUAGAGAUCUUCGCUUGUUCAAGCUUUUCCUGGCAGCCACUUUCAGUGCAUAUCCCGAUCGUGAAUUUUGCAUUAUUUCAGUACCAAAAAAAGUUGAGAAAUCGAAAGAUUUAUUAAAAUUAACAGAUUGCUGUGUUCAUGUUCAAUCUCGACCAAACUGUUCACUACACGAUGAUCUAUAUAUAGUUCAUCACAGUGCAUUGUAUGGUGAACUUUUUUUGCAGCAAGUGAAUGAAAUCGAUGACGCAUUAGUCCAACAAAUGCUACUGUGUUAUGAGAGUGAUGAUGAGUUAUACGAUACAACUGCCGAAAUUAUGUGUAGAAUAAAAGAACACUUUGAUGCUGAUAAUUCUACUAUCAGUGUUUUUUUGGUACGUUGCGGCAAGUCAUCGCAGCAUAUGGCUUUCAAUACAAUUGUUGGAUUCAUUAUCACAAGAGCAUUUCACGAUAUUUCCGCAUUAGAACAGCAUUUCUUUAUAAGAAGUACAGAAAUGAAAAUUUCCACCAGUGGAGAAAUUUUGUGUUUGUACUUACAUCCAUUUUAUCAAUUUGAGUAUCAAUUAAUAUUUCGAGAAUUAGGACGCAUGAGUGGAUUUAACAUCUUGUAUUAUAUAGCACCAAAUGGAAGAAAACUGAAGCCACUACUUAACGACUUGGUAAAGAAAAUGCAACCUGUUGAACCAAAACUUAUUAAAACUUUUGAUAUUACAAAAAAAAAAUAUCAUAAAAAAAAGAAAAAAUUUCACACUAUUUACGAUUUUAAUUACGCGGAUUCUUCAUAUGCUGUGUAUCGACGUCAUAUGCGUGAAACCGAAAUGUACGGCGACACUAAUAUAAAAAUAGUGAUUAUCGGCUUCACAGAUGUAACUAAGGCACUGCUGCGAUCCUUGCUUUUUAGCUAUAACUCACAGGACAUGAAUUGUGUACCGAAUUUCGAUAUCACCGUCAUCACUAAACCCGGUAUUGUGGAAGCUGAAUAUGAUGCAGACUUUAUUUGUAGGGUGUGUAAAAAAAAUUGCUGGAUACAAUUCCAUAAUUCUAACGCAUACAUUAAUGAUUGCGUGAAACGUUUAGAUCUACAACAAUGGAUAACAUUUGUAUCAGGAGAUCUACGUAAAAUCGAUCGUGCAUCCCAUAAAGUAAAACUAAACGGACAAUGUGAUGUUAACUACGACAUUCUGAUACUUUGUUGUUACACCGAUUAUAGUAUACCACAAAAAAUGAUUCUAGAUGAAAAAUUUCCAUACAAUUAUGCACAAUUCAAUUGUCGUCUAGAUAAAAUUAAUUUUUACCAUAAACUCCUCCUCAUAAAGGAAGAGAUGGAUGAUCCUUUUACGAUAAUCGUUUAUGGUAUUCAUGUACGUGUUUAUGAAUUUAUCAACUUCCUUAUAGAGCACGGAAUUAAAGGAAAAAAUAUUAUACUAGUUGUUCCUGAUAAUACUAUUGAAGUUCACAUUAUGAAUCAUCCCGAUAUAGAUAUAAAUGUUGAAAACAUUCUACAACAAAUGGUGUUUGAUUUGGGUGUUAAGAUUUGUGAACGAUACAUAUUUCUUUCUUGGCAACAGUAUGGUAGAGACGAAAUUAUAAAAUAUGUGACGUUCUACUCAUUGCACGAUAAAGCGAUAGUCAAACUUGAUUGCGAUAUGUUCGUUAGCUUCUAUGAUAUGCACAUUACUCAAAAAUUUAUUAACAUUCUUGAUGCUGCUGAAAUUUAUAUGGAAGAUAACGAUAUCCUCGUCGAUAAUUGCUUUCGUACAAAUGAUAAAAAUAUAUAUGCUUUGGGCAAAUUUAUUCAACAUUUUGAUGAUCAAAAUCAUCAAUACAGAAAUGUCAAUCCAAAAGAAUUGGCUGAAAAGCUUUUAAUUAAAUUAAAUCUUUUGCCACCAUACAAAAGAAUAGGAAGGAAAUUUGAUAGCCCUCAUUACUUCCAAGCUCAGUUACCAUUCGGCUAUUACUUAUAUAAAGUGGUUAUACCAAAACGGUACAUAACAAAUCAUCUACCUAAUGAAUUCGACCUGGCAAUGACUGCAUAUGAUGGAAAUUUCUCUCGUAUUCGCAUAAAUGAACAUGGGAUUGUAGUGGAAAUGCUCUAUAUAACUAAAGAAUUUGGUGAUUUCGAUUAUCUGCAAUUUUUUUGUGGUAAACAUCAAUUGAUGCUUAAUAAUAUACGUUCACGUUGGUAUUUGGGUGAAAUUGAUAAUAUAACUGAGUUCUUGAAACAGCGUUGGGCUACGUUACUCAUAACUAUGAAAUUCCAAAAUUUUAUUAAGGAAUUGGAAAAAUUGCUUAAGGAAGAAGCCGAGUAUUUCAUAAAUAGCAAAGCUAGAAUGAGCAUAGCUCGUUACAGACGAAAGAGUUCUUUCCAAAACAAAAUGUCAAAUAAUGGCACAACUAGGGAGAUUGAAGAAUUAUUCUUGGAGUAUAUACGUAAAAACUGCGAUAAAUAUCCACGCUAUUUUGCUCUACCAGAAGAUUUCCCAUUACCAUUCUACUGAUGUCCAUUUCUUUAAAAUCAUUUAUAUUUCUACUCAACUCAUUUUAAAUUUUUAAACUUAUUUAUUUAAAUAUAUUUUAAUGCCUUAAACUAACAUACUGAACACAAA